This is a messenger RNA of Cylindrotheca closterium, 1359 nucleotides long. The record is from the annotation of a GenBank genome assembly. NCBI's taxonomy places the organism in Eukaryota, Bacillariophyta, Bacillariophyceae, Bacillariales, Bacillariaceae.
AUGUUUUCCUUCAUUUUCAUGAACAACAACAACAUCAUCAACACCAUCAUCAACACCAUCACCAUGCCACUUGCGUUGACUCUGAUUGUCAUGCUCGUCGCCGCCAUGCCUGUCAUUGCUCAGCAGCUCAUCAGUCGAGUUGCAGUUGCACCAGCAGUCCACAGUGUCAUCGCCACCCAAACCACCACCAUUGUUGCAGGCGUCCGAGCCAUCUUCGGAUCCAUUUCCAUUGCUGCAGUCGGUCGAACCGUUUCCGAUGCUAUUGGAGGGAUCACCAACAUAAUCAAGAGCUUUAUUGGCAACGCCACCGUUCUCAACAGCCAAAUCUUUGCUCUUCCAACCAGCGAAACCUAUCUACAGCUCAUUGUCCGAGCUCCACGCGAUCUGGUCCUUAUGGCCACACGAGCCAUCAUUGUCAGAGCCACACGAGCCAUUAUCGUGAGAGCAACACGAUCCUUGGUACUCUUUGCUACACGAGAAUUGGUUCUCAGAGUUUCUACCUGUACCGACCUGGUCAUUCUUGGCUCAAGCGACUUAUUGGUUCCCUUUGGUCCACAACACUUGAUCAUCAAAGAAGCUUAUUGUGAAGAAGCCUUGGCCCAUUGCAUCACACCUGUCUUUGCCUUUGUGGGCCAAGAAAUUCUCAAACUUCCCAUCAGCGAAACCUUCCGCUCUGAGGGAAACAUGAUGCCACCAUGGUCGCCAUCUAUUCUUCCAAAUUACUCCUCUUUUGGAAUGGCUAGCAUCAUUGGUCGUUUCAAGUUUACUCUCAUGGCAUGUGUCCCAGUCUUUGCUGAAUUGACCUGUAUGAUGAGCUGGAUGCUUGCAAGUUUCGUCAGCGUCAUGAUGAGUCUUGUCAAGCUUAAUAUGCUCAUGCGAACCAUUGAAACUACCAAGCCCGGAGUCCAAGUCUUUACUGACUUGAUCUCUGCACUUUCAAGCUGGGUCUGCAUGUGGAUCUCGGCCCUUUCUGUUGUGAGCAGCACCAUGACUAGUCUUGUCAAGCUUGCCGUCGAGGGAGCGCUUGAAAAUUAUCCUGGCAAAGUCAAGUACUAUUGGGUUGUGGUAAUACUGCCGAAUUUCUGCCUCAAUAAGGUCUGCUGUGAUUAUCUUGGACAAGAAGGUCCUCCUCCAAGAACCGUUCCACCAUCCUCUGGGAAAACAAUUAUUGGCUCUUACAAGCGCAAGAUGGCAAAGAAGCAAUAUGACCAGAAGAUCAAGGAAAUGAGAGAGCGAACGGAACGCUCAUUCCGUCUCGAGGCACAAAUACCUGGGACUCCAAUCAAUGAGUUUCAAACCAAAUGGGAAUGCGCGGUCAUGUUUCGAACCAACGAGACACUUUUGCCCGGUCAAGAAUAA